GGCGUGUUCGAUCGAAACUCUCCGUAAACAAACUGUACAUAGAAGCCGCUCUCUCAUCACCGCCGUCAAGAAAAUCGUCGCCAUUUUACUAGCUAGCAACUUCGAUUUCCCCUCUCUGUCUCUUUAACAUGGAAGGAAGCCAACAAGCGGUGGAUCUCUCCAAGCACCCUUCCGGCCUCGUUCCCACCCUACAGAACAUCGUCGCCACAGUAAACUUGGGCUGCGAGUUAAACCUAAAGCAAAUCGCUUUACGAGCCCGCAACGCAGAAUACAACCCUAAACGUUUCGCCGCCGUCAUCAUGAGGAUCAGGGAACCCAAAACGACGGCGCUCAUCUUCGCCUCCGGCAAGAUGGUGUGCACGGGUGCCAAAAGCGAAGCGCAGUCGAAGAUGGCUGCGAGAAAGUACGCUCGUAUAAUUCAGAAGCUGGGCUUUUCAGCCCAGUUCAAGGACUUCAAGAUCCAGAACAUAGUGGGCUCGUGCGAUGUGAAGUUCCCGAUCAGGCUCGAGAGCCUGGAUUCGGCCCAUGGGCCUUAUUCCAAAUACGAGCCCGAGCUGUUCCCGGGGCUGGUUUACAGAAUGAAGAAGCCCAAAGUUGUGUUACUCAUUUUUGUGUCGGGGAAGAUUGUGAUCACGGGAGCUAAGGAGAGGAAGGAGACUUACGCGGCGUUUGAGAACAUAUACCCUGUGCUUGCCGAGUUCAGGAAAGUUCAGCUAUGAUAUAUAUAUAUGGCUUCUUCUGAUCCUUUGAAAUUUUGCAACUGUGCACAUCGAAACAAGUGGAGAACAAUGGGGUUCUUGGGAUUAAAGAGGGAAUUUAGGUGGCUGGGAGUGUUGAUGUUUGUAGUUAGGUGAAUCUGAGUGUACACAGACACGAUCCUAGGAGGACAGAGGAAGAGAUUAAAGAAAUGGGUUGCGAUUUUCCAGUUUUCUGUUGCAAUGCUAUAGUGUCACUUGUUCCAUCCAUAUGAACUGCUGCUUUGUUGGUACUAGGGCUAGGAAACAGUCCGGCUUGGUGUAAAUCGGAUUGGAUUGAUCCGCGUUUUUAAGACGGUAUUGGACAACCUCACAAUCAAAGAUGGAAUUGAAUUGUUACUUGGUUUUGACCAAAUCGGAUUGGAUGCAAUAUGGUUUGGUCUGGUUUUAACUAAAAACCCGGAAACACGGAGACCUCUGCAUACUUUUGGCGACUGGCAAGAUUCGUUGUCGGCCAACGGGAGUCACCUGACGGGGAUUUAGGGAGUCGAUUUGAGAAAAGAUGGGGGCAUAUGUGACGAAUUGACUUCUUCUUUUUUAGUUGGAUGUACGUGAAUUUAAUACAUUAUAUGGAGGAUUGUUCGGGUCAUGUGUUGAGGUCUUAAGAAGGGUAGUUGGAUGUGCGUGAAUUUAAUACAUUAUAUGGAGGAUUGUUCAGGUCAUGUGUUGAGGUCUAGAGAAGGGUGGGAGGGAGAGAACAUAUAUAGAAAGAUCAAGAGGAAAAGAAGAGUAUAUCAUAUUUUUGCAGUUCUUGUUUGUGUUUCACAGGAGAUAGAGUGAAGAUAGGCGACAUUGGUUUCGACUUUGGAGAGAUCAAGAGGGGUCCCUGGAAAAUUGGGGAUUAGUAGGGAUGGCAAUGGGUCGGGGACGGAAUUGCAUAUCCGUUACCCUACUCAAAGUAGUUCGGGUUUUAUCCAUACCCAUACUCACAUAUGAAACGGGUAGAAAAUUAAAACCAUGUCCAUACCCGUUCGGGUUUCGGUUAUCCACGGUUAUCCAUGAGUAAUGAUUUCUCUUCAUAACUCCAACUAAUAUGUUAACAUUCACACGUAUUCUCACAUUACGCAAGAGGAAAAGUAUGACAAUAAUUCACUAGAAUGGAGAAAAUUAAUUAAAAUAACACAAUUUCAUGAAAAUAUUAUAUUUAUAUACUAAAUAUAAAAUAUGUUAGAGAAAAAUAAUAAUUAUUUCUAGACAAAAUACAUAUGUAUGUGUAUAAUCGAGCUGGUUCGGGUUGGAUACUGAGAAACUCAUGCCCACCCAUUACCUGCAAUAUUCGGGUUCGGGGUUUACCAGUACCCACUAAAUAUCCUUCGGAUUCGGGUUUUACCCUACCCGAUUAGGCAAGAUUCGAGCGGAUAUCCACGAUUACAGAUAUUUUUGCCAUCACUAGGGAUUAGAGUUAGGACUUAGGAUCGUCAAUCGUGAUGGGCCGCUUGAAUUUGGGUUGCCGCUGGGUUGGGCCUCGACAACCACUAAGUUUUGGACUGUGGUGGGGAGCUAGCAGGCUUGGUUUUGGGCUGGAGUGGGUUUCCUUUUGGACUAUCCAGUCUUUUCGGUUUUAACUGGAUUGGAUUACCAUUUUUUGUGUGUGCAGUACAAUCGCAAAUUGGAUUGGAUUCAAUGAAAAAUGCUAAAUAUCUAUUUUUGCUCUUUCUUUCUUCUCUCUAUCAUCGAUGAAAUCCAGGAAGAAGUUUCGGUCAUCGUCCUUAGCUUCAGUGACGAAGGUAGGAUUUGAAAUUACCUCUAUCCUCUUUUCAUAUUAUAAAUAUAUAAAUAUUUAAUAAAUAUAAUUAAAUUAA
Molecule: messenger RNA, 2557 nt
Organism: Linum trigynum
Lineage: Eukaryota; Viridiplantae; Streptophyta; Magnoliopsida; Malpighiales; Linaceae
Source: the annotation of a GenBank genome assembly